This is a messenger RNA of Miscanthus lutarioriparius, 2400 nucleotides long. The record is from the annotation of a GenBank genome assembly. NCBI's taxonomy places the organism in Eukaryota, Viridiplantae, Streptophyta, Magnoliopsida, Poales, Poaceae.
AUGGCUCAGAUCGAUCUGAUGGAGGCGGCAGAGGCGGCCGCUGUGGAGUCCGCGAUUCUAUGGCAGGUGCAAACUAUCCUCGAAGCUCUUCUACCCACCGACGAGCUCGACGCUUGGCUUCAUGGAGUCGGCCUCGCCGGUGCCAUCGGGGAACUCAAGUCUGAGGUGGAGAGGAUGGAGACGGUGAUUAAUGGUGUCAAGGGGAGGGCGGUCGGGAACAAGCCGCUUGCCCGCUCCCUCGCUCGUGUCAAGGAGCUCAUGUAUGACGCCGACGACGUGGACACGUGGUGGAUGAGCUCGACUAUUGCAGGCUCCAGCAACAGGUCCAAGGAGGAAGGCAUCGUUGGAGAUGGAGCAGAGCAAGUAGAUGCAUCGGCCAAUACUGUUGUUAUGCUUGCUCCUGCUAUUGAGCCAGAAGGCAUGGUUGGAGAUGGAGAUAAUAGAGAUGGAGCAGAGCACGUAGCUGCAUCGGCCAGUACUGCUGGUGUACCGAACAAUAACGCCGGCAAAAAUCGAUGCAAGGAGUGGGACUAUUUUCACAUUACACCGGCUGUUAAUGGAGAGCCUGCGAGAGCCAAGUGCAUUGACUGUGGCACACAGGUUGCUUUUAGUUACGGGACGUCAGUUUUGCGCAAACAUCGUAACAGUGCCAGUUGCAAGAAAAAACGCGCAACAAUUGAAGAGGCGCCGAACUGUCCAAGGUACUGCUUAACCCUCAAGUUCUGCAUUGCAUCACUUUUCCAAUAUCGAAUUAUGUUAAUAUGGGUUUGGGUGUCCAACAUCUUUGACGAAGUAAGAGUGAUAAUGGAGAUCUUAGACGUUAUUACCCUAAACAGCCAUGAAGGAUCUCCUCGCACCAAAGAAAGCUAUGAAGGACCCAAAAAGUUUCUGCUUGUUCUAGAUGAUGUCAAUGACAGCAUGGAUGAUUCCCGAUGGAAAGAUCUGUUGGAUGCUUUGGGAUCAAGUUGCACAAAGGGUAAUGUGAUUAUUGUGACAGCUAGAAAUUUGUCCAUUGCACAAAGGCUAGCAUAUGCAUUUGGUGAUAACAACAACAAAGAGCAUCUAGACAUUGGGUAUCAAAUAGCUGCAAAAUUAAAGGGCAACCCAUUAGCAGCAGAAAGUGCAGCAGAAAUGUUAAGAGAGCAGCCUACUCUUGGCCAUUGGAAAAACAUCAUUAGGGAUGGUGUUUGGGAAUCUCUGCAACACCGUGGAAGCAUCAUGACUACUUUGAAGAUUAACUAUUAUCUGUUGUCCUACCAAUUACAGCAGUGUUUCUUGUUUUGUUCUAUAUUUCCAAAUGGCUAUUUGUUCCAUAUUGAUGAUUUGGUUUACAUGUGGAUAUCGUCGGGAUUUGUGAAAUCUAUUGAGGUAGGACAAGAUUACCUCAAUGCUCUGGUUAACUCAGGUUUCCUUCAGCAUGUUGAAACAAAAGACUCCAUUCUACACCAUCAAAAGUACUAUGUUAUGUGUGGUAUUAUGCAUGAAUUUGCAAGACUAGUUUCAAGGGCUGAGUUUGCAACUAUGGAUGGUUUAGAGUGCAAAGAAGUUUUGUCAACCGUACGCCAUUUUUCAAUCCUAAUUGAUUCCGUGUACCAUGAAGAUGAAUGUGGGAUCAUACUUCGUAAUGGGAAGUUCGAAGAAAAAUUGAAGAGUAUAAUUUCUUUAGUGAGAGGAUUGAGGACAUUGAUCUUAAUUGGGGAUUAUGACUCUUUAUUCUUCCGGUCCUUCCAAACCUUCGUCUGUAGUUUGGUAAAUUGUGCCCAUCUUCGCUACCUAAAACUUGAGAACAAAUGGAGCAAUGAAGCUUUGCCUAUAUCUCUGAGCAAUUUUUACCAUCUUAAAGUAUUAGAUGCUAGACGACCAGUUAUUAUUGAUGGUAUGAGUGAUCAUGUUAGCAUAAGGAAACUUGUUCUAACGAAGGGAGCAUGCUGUGCUUGCUCCCCAUCAUGGUCUGCUUGCUUGCAGACGAUCCGUCUAGAGGAUUGUAAAGGAUGGGAAAUUCUCCCAUCUCUGGAAAGGCUAUCAUUUCUUACAAAGUUGAAGCUAAGGAAUAUGCUCAGAGUAACAAAAUUGUUAAUUCCUUCGUUGAAGGAGCUGGUCUUGAUUGAUAUGCCAAAGUUGGAAAGAUGUUUUCCCAAUUCAGUGAGGGACCUGAACUCAAGUUUGAGGGUACUGGAGAUCAGGAGAUGCUUGGUACUAAAGGCCUUUCCCCUCUUUGAGAGUUGUGAAAAAUUUGAAAUCGAGAAGUCAUGGUUGCCCAAUGUUAGCGAGCUCACCAUCCAUGGGUGUCUUCAUUUAAUGGUAUCAAAUCCUCUACCACCAUCAAGUAGAUUUUGCAAAUUAUUCAUCGAAAGAGUUUCCGCACUUCCAAAGAUCAUCAGACGCAGAAUUGAGAAUUGA